AUGGUCGAAGUUCUCACAGACGCUCAUCGCGGAGAGCUGCAGCAGAUCUUCGAGCGCUUUGACUCGUCGAGCAGAGGUUUCUUGGACGUCAGGGAGCUCAAUGCCUGCUUCAGGAGCUUUGGGUGUGUGUACACAGAAGCAGAUCUACAAGAGAUGAUGAACGAGGAGGCUGAGAAGAAGCAGAUGAUGACGAAGAAGAUGAAAGAUUGCGAUGUGGUGGCAGAAAUCAAGCUGGCUUUCACGCAGCUGGAUGAGGACGGGGACCUGAACAUCAAUCGCUCCGAGCUGCGGGCGGUGCUGGAGAAGCUGACGGAUGGUCGAGUGCGGGCGGAGGAGGCUGACGUGGAUGGUGACGGCAAGAUCUCACAGCUGGAUUUCAUCAACUUCUUGACAACAUGA
Guillardia theta CCMP2712 is the source of this 399-nucleotide messenger RNA. RefSeq lists its product as hypothetical. Gene Ontology annotation, molecular function: calcium ion binding. The record is from RefSeq and is a predicted model, not a curated record. Bases 1 to 399 code for a protein of 132 amino acids. Lineage: Eukaryota; Cryptophyceae; Pyrenomonadales; Geminigeraceae. The transcript has 7 exons.